AUGAAUUAUAACUUGAUUCAACUUUGCAAACAAAUAGCUGGUCUUACUCGUUCAUAUGACCAACAUCAGAAAACGUUGAAUUUGAUUUUAAAUAAUCAAAAGAAAAUAGCCAAAGCUAUACGAAAUCACAAAAUUCCAAUUGUAUUAAUUGAUGAGACAGGACAUGAACCACCAGCAUCUACUAUUGAUUCGAGCACUAUCAGUUGCAAGUCCACUACGGGCGAAAAAAUUGAACUGCUUCAAAUUCCAGCAGACAGAACGAAUCCAAAUAAAUUUGUAUUAAAAGCUGUAGAUCGAAUAUUCAAAGAAGGAAAAGAACUUAUUGAUCUUGAUCCACGUUCCAUCGAUACAGAUGAUCGAAUUAAAACUAUUCGAGAUGCUGUCCAAGUAAAAUUUAGUUUAACAAAGGAUGAACUGGCAACAGUUUGGAUGCCGAUGCUAGAAUGCAUCAAGUCUAAGCGAAGAAAUUCAAAAGCUAAACUACGAAAUACUACUACAUCAAAUAGUUUCUUUCUCGGAAAAUUCUAA
Molecule: messenger RNA, 528 nt
Organism: Rotaria socialis
Lineage: Eukaryota; Metazoa; Rotifera; Eurotatoria; Philodinida; Philodinidae
Source: the annotation of a GenBank genome assembly